AUAAAAGCUUUUUAUAGGAAGUGUGAAUAUAAGUCGGCGCAGUGCGAAAAGGUUACAUUCGAAAAAGUAACGGGACCUAGGUCAGACGGCGAACCGUUCUACUUUAUAAUCCGAUGAAGCUGUUUUGCGUUGCCAGAAGCGAUCGCAACAACGUCGAUCCGAGACAAAGGGACAGCCACGACAGACGAGCUUCCGGGCGCAAAACCAUUACGGACGCGACAGCAAAAGUAGACGAGCGCUGGCGAGCCCCAGCGGCGCGGGCACAUCUACAACGCGGACUGACGCUGGCAUGCAGUGGUCGCGCGUGCGGGACCGGGCGCCGGCACGCCAACGCACAACGGAGGAAAGAUGCAGCUUGCGCGCGACUAGAACGAUUUUCGGAAUAAAGUUUUCGCGCGCACGCGACAUCGGGAGUGAUGCAGUGGCGUUUCCCUCGGCAGAGCUGGCGCACAGAGCAACGCAAGCGAGAAGAAUGUCCGUGCGCGCCUGCGGCGGCGCUCGUUAAAGAAAUAUAGGCCGAGUAUAACGGAUGAGCAGAAUGCGGUGGCAAAUUAUUUGGUGUCUUUCUCUGGUAUCGAUCGGUUCAAUAAACGCCCGUAGAAACGACGACGAGGAUCCCACGACCGAGGCGAGAUUGGCAACUAGUACCAUCUCCGAAAAAUCAACGCAAGCUUUGCCAGGUCUGCUGUACCCGAGAGAAAGCGAAUCGCGCGAGGUCAAAUCUUUGGAUGGUUUUUGGGACUUUGCGCUACCACCAAGCGAUGACGCGCACAAGGGACACCGCGAGAAGUGGUUCGCCAGCCGCUUGUCAAAGGUGGCCGAGGUGAUGAAGAUGCCCGUGCCAUCGUCCUACAACGACAUCACCACGUCGCGAGUGCUUCGAGAUCACGUCGGUCCAGUCUGGUACGAGAGGAGCUUCUUCGUGCCGGCAUCCUGGAGGAGCAAGCGAGUGUUCGUGCGAUUUGGAUCCGUCAAUUAUUUAGCCGAAGUGUGGCUGAACGGCAAGUUCAUCGUAAGACACGAAAUCGGCCAUCUGCCAUUCGAAGCCGAAAUCACGUCGACGGCCUUGUACGGCGAAGAGAAUCGCGUGACCGUAGCCGUGGACAACACUCUCGUUCAGACGAGCGUGCCCCAAGGCUCAGUCGUCAAUGCGUCCACUGACAAUGGCACCGUUAAGCUGCAGACUUACACUUUCGAUUUCUUCAAUUAUGCCGGUAUACACAGACCGGUACUGUUGCACACGAAGCCAGACGUUUUCGUCGAGGACAUAACCGUGAGCACAGGACUGGACAGCGCUGUUGGCGUGCUCAAAUACAGCGUCGUGAUCGCCGGGCACAGUCACGAAAACCCAUUCUGUCAAGUAAACUUGCUCGAUAAGGACAGCGAGCAUGUCGUUGCCGGACCUUUGGUCGGUACCGAGGGAACGAUAAAACUCGCGUCGCCGCGACUUUGGUGGCCGAGAUUUAUGAGCACGGAGACUGGAUAUAUGUACAAUUUAGAGGUAAAAGUCGUUGGGCCGAACGUAACCGAGCCGGAUAUCUACCGCCUACCCGUAGGAAUUAGAAGCUUGAAAUGGACCAACGCGUCGUUUUUGAUCAACGACAAACCCAUAUACUUCCGUGGCUUUGGCAGACACGAGGAUUCGGCGAUUAGAGGCCGUGGCUUGGACUUGGUCACCACUGCGCGCGACUACGAGCUUCUCAAGUGGGUCGGCGCCAACUCCUACCGGACCAGCCAUUAUCCCUACAGCGACGAAGUUCUCGAUCACGCCGACAAAAUGGGCUUUAUGAUCAUCGACGAGUGCCCAUCAGCAAACACCGACAACUUUUCAACCACGUUGCUGAAGAAACACAAACAAGCUCUGUCGGAACUCAUCCGAAGGGAUAAAAAUCGACCGUCGGUCGUCAUGUGGUCGAUCGCCAACGAGCCGAGAACUCAGCUUCCCAACGCCGGGGGCUAUUUCAAAAAGAUCGCUCACCACACCAAGACCCUCGAUCCAACGAGACCCAUCACCACAUCGCUCAACCGCGAAGUCGCUGAAGAUAAGGCAGGCGCAUACGUGGACGUCAUAAGUUUCAAUAGAUACAACGGCUGGUACCAGAACACUGGCAGACUCGACAUGAUAACGAAUCGAGUUGUCAAGGAGGCCCAAUCUUGGCACGCCAAGUACGAAAAACCUGUGCUUAUGUCAGAAUACGGCGCCGACACUAUGCCCGGCCUUCACGAGCUGCCGGAGUACGUGUGGAGCGAGGAGUACCAGAUGGAGACGAUGUCUCGUCACUUCGAAGCUUUCGAUAAACUGCGCGCUCAGGGCUUCUUCGUCGGCGAGUUCAUCUGGAACUUUGCCGAUUUCAAAACUUCUCAAAAGUAUCACCGAGUUGAUGGCAACAAGAAAGGAAUUUUCACUCGUGACAGGCAGCCAAAGAUGGCAGCCCAUCAUGUACGUAAGAGGUAUUAUGCACUGGGUAAAGAAUUGGAUACGAAGACUGUAACCCCAAAUGACCUUAAAAAGUAUAUUUUCGAGUACGAUGUUUUAUUCCAUUAGCAUGUAAGAUACGAUUGUAAGACAAGAAAAUGCCUUGGAAUGUACAAUGUUCGAGAAGAUCGACAACGCUUAGUUCACUUUUAGCUUUGCUUAAAAUGAUUUAUUUAAGAUGUGCACAUAGGAUAAACGGGUAUGUAAGUUUAUUUCUUACGAUUUUCAAAAAUAGCCUUAUCUUGUUUAUUACUAAUAAAAGCCGUAAGAAACAAUUUCGUUCAUAGAAAUAUUAACGUCUCGAUUUAGAUUUAGAAAAGAUAGUUGAUUAACGUAGAUCGCGAACAUCAGAAUUAUUUGUAACGGCGUUUGAAUUCUCGUAAUUGUUGUGGAAAUAAUAAUAAUGUAUUUGUCACAUAUCAAAUAGAUAUUGUCGAUCAAACUUGUAGGUUAUUUUAUAACUAUGAUACAAGUGAUGCUGUUACAAUUAUGGCAAUUGAAAGGAUAUUACUAGUGACAGUACUCAUCAAAAUGCUAUUCUCUAAUUCCAGAUAUCCAUUGUAAUCGUAAUUUAAUUAGUUGAUAGCACUCAUAUCUUGAUAUUAAAUUUAAAAAAAUAUUGCAAAAAUAUUUUUUUACUGAUAUCUAGUGAAUAUAAUUAUAAAUGUUGAAAUGUGUACAAAAAUCAAUUAUAUUACUAAAUAAUAUUGAAAAAAGUUGUAUGUAAUAAAAAAUGUAUCGUUGUAUUUGUAGAUACAUGCUGUACUGUAUUAGAAACAUAAAAGUGUCAGUCGUUGUAUUAUUUAUGAAUUCGAAUUACUAUUUAAAUCAAUAAUGUAGAUUAUCGAUAACUGAAGAUCUGCGAUUAUUACAUAUUGAUGAUAAAUGAAGGUAUUAUUUGAAAACAAAAUACAAUGACGAUUUGUCCUCGUGAAACGUUCGCCAAGCGACAUUGAUUUAUGAAUAAUGAAAAAUUCAAAUAAAAUUGUUGCUUA
Phymastichus coffea is the source of this 3471-nucleotide messenger RNA. RefSeq names its product beta-glucuronidase-like. Gene Ontology annotation, biological process: carbohydrate metabolic process; glucuronoside catabolic process. The coding region runs from base 530 to 2545 and encodes 671 amino acids. The transcript is spliced from 11 exons. The record is from RefSeq and is a predicted model, not a curated record. Lineage: Eukaryota; Metazoa; Arthropoda; Insecta; Hymenoptera; Eulophidae. Gene Ontology annotation, molecular function: beta-glucuronidase activity; carbohydrate binding.